Messenger RNA from Diatraea saccharalis (sugarcane borer), 1331 nucleotides. NCBI's taxonomy places the organism in Eukaryota, Metazoa, Arthropoda, Insecta, Lepidoptera, Crambidae. The record is from the annotation of a GenBank genome assembly.
UUUUGUCGUUUAGGAUUCAUCAAACAUGGGUGUGCUUGUAAAAUUACUAGUGAUUUUUCUUUGCAUCAAAUGUGUUUUCUCUAAUGAAGCUCUACUAGAUCCGUGUAAUCAUGAUGAUAUAGAAUGUCUAAAUAAGGCGAUGGAGUCAUUUUUUAGCAAAACUAGUGCCGGAAUGCCAGAAUACGGCAUAAAGCAACUAGAACCUGUGGAACUAAAACACGUGGAAUACGCUGAUCCAGAUUCCGACAUCGUGAUGCACUUUAAGAACAUCAAGGUGAAAGGAAUGAAAAAUCAACAAAUCAGCGACUUCAAGAUGGAUAUAGAUGCGAAAUCCGUAGUUCUACAGACAAGAAUCGAAGCUGAUAUAGCGGCGGAUUUGACAAUUGAAUUUAAAGAUGUUGCCAAGUUCCUAUCCGGAACUUACAAAGGAAAAGCAAGCGAUGGUGAUUUUGUUUCUUUUAGAUUUUGUAAACUAAAAUAUUGCAAAACGGUCAUCCUGACUUCAGGCAAACAAACAUCGAGUUCGUUGACUCAGAGAGCCAGUAAAAUAUUGCGUUUGGAUGAGCCUUCUUUUGAAAACGAGUUUCAACGAUUAAUUUUAGAAUCGGAUCAGUGCGACAGCGAUAGGGAUGUUUAUAAUUGUUUGUUUUAUGUAGCUUACAUUGAAGCAAGUCAUUCGAGUGAAUCAGAGGUUGAAGAAAGUGGUAGUAGUACCACAUUUGACGACGAUGUAAGAAGAUCGGAUACCACUCUUGCUACUACGAUGUACUCAUACGAUUUGAAACCUAACAAAGAAGGAGUUGAAUAUUACGAAGUCGGUCCCGACACUAUCAGUUGCGAAAUCACAGGGACUCCUGAAGUCAGUAUUGAUUCGCAGUUUGCUGAUAUAAUUGCAAAAGAUCCAGACGCAGUAGCGCGAAAAGCUGAUUAUGAAAAGAGAGCCACGGAAGUAAGAAAGAGAGCUAUGUGCACGAUCAUUGCAGAAGCUUACAAAAUCGUUAUAUCAAACCUACGAGCUGCUGCUAGAAUACUACCUAAAACAGCAUUCUUCAAAGAUCUUUUAUAAAUUAUGAUUAUAAUUAUAGAAUUUAAUAAUUUUCAGUGCUUUUUUAAUCUAUAAUGAAUAUGUUAACUGAUCGAUGUCUGUACAUUGAAUAUGUAUGAAAAACUAUUAUGAAGGGCUAGUAUAAAGUAGAACACAAAACAAUUAUUUAAAAAUUUUUGUUUGUUAUCUGUGCGUUUGUGCACGCUCAUCUCAGAAACGGCUGAACCGAUUUAAAUGCAGUUUCCGCUGUAUUGUGGUUGUCUUCCGUUAACAUUAAGGUGUGGCG